AUGGUUCGAGAGAAAGUAAAAGUCUCUACUCGGACACUACAGUGGAAGUGUGUUGAAUCAAGAACAGAUAGUAAGCGUCUUUAUUAUGGACGCUUUAUUCUGUCUCCACUUAUGAAAGGUCAAGCCGACACAAUAGGCAUUGCAAUGCGAAGAGCUUUGCUUGGAGAAAUAGAAGGAACAUGUAUUACACGUGCAAAAUCUGAGAAAAUACCACACGAAUAUUCUACCAUAGUAGGUAUUCAAGAAUCAGUACAUGAAAUUUUAAUGAAUUUGAAAGAAAUUGUAUUGAGAAGUAAUUUGUAUGGAACUCGUAACGCCUUUAUUUGUGCCAAGGGUCCCGGAUAUGUAACUGCUCAAGACAUCAUCUUACCACCUUCUGUGGAAAUCGUUGAUAAUACACAGCAUAUAGCUAGCCUAACUGAACCAAUCGAUUUGUGUAUUGGAUUACAAAUCGAGAGAAAUAGAGGAUACCGUAUAAAAACGCCAAAUAACUUUCACGACGGAAGUUAUCCUCUAGAUGCUGUAUUCAUGCCUGUUCGAAAUGCGAAUCAUAGUAUUCAUUGUUAUGGGAAUGAUAAUGAAAAACAGGAGAUACUUUUUCUAGAAAUAUGGACAAAUGGAAGUUUAACUCCUAAAGAAGCACUUCAUGAAGCCUCUCGGAAUUUGAUUGAUUUAUUUAUUCCUUUUCUACAUGCGGAAGAAGAAAACUUACAUUUAGAAAACAAUCAACACAACGUUACUUUACCUUUUUUUCCUUUUCAUGAUAGAUUAGCUAAACUAAGAAAAAAAAAAAAAGAAAUAGCAUUGAAAUAUAUUUUUAUUGACCAAUCAGAAUUGCCGCCUAGGAUCUAUAAUUGUCUCAAAAAGUCCAAUAUACAUACAUUAUUGGACCUUUUGAAUAACAGUCAAGAAGACCUUAUGAAAAUUGAACAUUUUCGCAUAGAAGAUGUAAAACAAAUAUUGGGCAUUCUAGAAAAGGAGUAG
Messenger RNA from Theobroma cacao (cacao), 984 nucleotides. Lineage: Eukaryota; Viridiplantae; Streptophyta; Magnoliopsida; Malvales; Malvaceae. The record is from the annotation of a RefSeq genome assembly.